This is a messenger RNA of Podarcis lilfordi (Lilford's wall lizard), 11280 nucleotides long. The record is from the annotation of a GenBank genome assembly. NCBI's taxonomy places the organism in Eukaryota, Metazoa, Chordata, Lepidosauria, Squamata, Lacertidae.
CCCCAGCGUGCCUCGGGCUCCCCAAGAUGGCGGCUAAUGUGGUCGUGCUGGAGGAGCGGAAAGAGCGGCGGGGAGACCUGACGGGGCGUCGGCGGUGAUGGGGGGGGGUGUUUCUUCCUUUGCGCAGAGCCGCUGACGGAGAAGAGCGAGCGGAGGAGCCCCCAAGAUGUGGGACGAAGCAGGAGGUUCCGUGACUUUGCUGUGCCUCACGGCCAGCAGCGGAGUGCCUUUGUAUUGCAGGAGCCGAGGUGGCUCUUCCAAGCAGCAGGUGGGGGGUUGCGGCUUCUGCUCCCACCCCGCUGCGCCCUUGUUUUUAUUUAUUAGAUUUAUAUACAGUGGUACCUCGGGUUACAGACGCUUCAGGUUACAGACGCUUGGUUACAGACUCCGCUAACCCAAAAAUAGUGCUUCAGGUUAAGAACUUUGCUUCAGGAUGAGAACAGAAAUCGUGCUCCGGUGGCGCAGCGGCAGCAGGAGGCCCCAUUAGCUAAAGUGGUGCUUCAGGUUAAGAACAGUUUCAGGUUAAGAACGGACCUCCGGAACGAAUUAAGUACUUAACCCGAGGUACCACUGUAUUAGAUUUAUAUACCACCCUUCAUCGCAAGAUCUCAGGGCAGUUCAUCAAAGAGAGCUCAGUCAGUAGUGCAGGAAACUCUUAAUUUCAAAGUCAUGGGUUCAAGACCCCUUUGGGGUGAAAGAUUCCUGCAUUGCAAGGUGUUGAACCAGCUGACCCUCAUGGUCCCUUCCCACUCUACAGUUCUACAAUUCUUUGUGGGUACAGCAUAUACUUUGUUUAUGGAAUUACCUUUGGGGAAGAGCAAUGCCUGCAAAGAUGCUGUCAGUCAAAGUAGAGAGCCUUGGGGUAUGUGGCCCAGUGGUAUGACAUAGCGACUUCAUAGGUUUGUACGGAAGAUCCAUUUUUCAGCAGUAUAGCAACAUGCUUUGAAGGUGGUUCCUGCUACAACCCUUGACAAUCUGCAGCUAAUUUCAGUUGGCUGGCCUGGGAAAGACCUCUCUGACUCUCUCUGCCUGAUAUCUUGCAGGGGUCAUUAUCAGUCAGUCAAUACUAAAUGAUCUGAUAUGGGAUUUUUUCUCAUUGCCUUAUACAAAAAAAGUAUCAAAGCAACUUAAAAUCAGAGAGGAGCAAUUCAAAUACAAAGAUUACAUAACAGAUUAAAAACACGAUAAAGUUAAAGCAGCUUUCACCAAACUACAGCCCUGCAGCUGCCUUGGACUACAAUUCCCAUCAGCCCUGGCUACCACUGGCUGGUGGGGGUAACAGAAGUUGGAGUCCAAAACAGCUGCAGGGCACCAGGUUAGCAAAAGCUGAUUUAAAACCCCUUCCAUUAGCAGGGCAAAAAAAUAAGCCUCCACACUGACUUUGAAUUGCUACUGUCAGUCUGAAUGGGGAAAAUUAGGAGUCUGACUAAGUAUAUAACAGCUUUGCAUAUUAAUAUAUAGAAUACUAAAGCUUACCUUUAUCCCACAGCUGCCAUUCUCUGUGAUUGGCUCCCUGAAUGGGGUUCAUAUGUUUGGCUCCAACCUGGAUGUCCUACUGACAGCUGCCUGUACAGAGAAUACUCGAGUGGUGUGGAAAGUGUUUCAUAACAGGUGAGGUUCCAUGCCUUCGUCAGGGUUCGUUGCGGUAAGAGGGGUGCAUUUUGCUUCAGCAGAGGGCAGGAAUUUCAAUCUAGCAGGAGCAGCGGGGGCAGAGGGACAAAUCCCUCUCAUUUGUAAUGUUUCAUAAGACCUGUGCAGCCUUCUUAUAUAUUUUAUUUAAUCCAAGGGGGCCUUCUUCAAGCCCUAAUAACUGUAUUUCAUUCUUGCUUUCAUGGUUGCAAAACUCUGUUCUAAAAUGUAACACAAAAAUAAAGGUAAAGGUAAAGGUACCCCUGCCCGUACGGGCCAGUCGUGUCCGACUCUAGGGUUGUGCACCCAUCUCACUUAAGAGGCCGGGGGCCAGUGCUGUCCGGAGACACUUCCGGGUCACGUGGCCAGCGUGACGAAGCUGCUCCGGCGAGCCGGCACCAGCGCAGCACACGGAAAUGCCGUUUACCUUCCCGCUAUAAAGCGGUACCUAUUUAUCUACUUGUACUUAGGGGUGCUUUCGAACUGCUAGGUGGGCAGGAGCUGGGACCGAAAGACGGGAGCUCACCCCGCCGCGGGGAUUCGAACCGCCGACCAUACAAUCGGCAAGUCCUAGGUACUGAGGUUUUACCCACAGCGCCACCCGCGUCCCUUUAACACAAAAAUACUAAAGAGUUGAACAGAAACACACACAAGCUUCUUUUCAUUAGGCUUUUCAGCCCUAAUGAUCUUCUUUUUUUUUUUUAAUGUAGCAGCAGAUACCUAGUAAAUUAGGGGCAACAGUUGCUAACUUACAUAAUUUUUUCCUAGUCAGUUGUGGCUGUCAGAGGAAGGAAAGUGGGCUGUGUUACUAUGCUUGUCCUCCUUCCUCUAUCAGCCUUUUCACUUUCCUGCACACAGUGCCUUGCCAUCCAUGGCUAGCAGGCUACCACAUAAAUACAAUAUUGCUUUAUAGGGUUCACUCAAGUUUUUCACAUAUUUUUUUGUGAUGGCAAACCAAAUCAAGUUGCUAGCCAUCACGGUUGUAGACAGCUGUUUGUAGGCUGCAUCUCUGUUGAACAUGGUGGCAUUUAAGGUGAAGAGUUCCUGUAGAUUUCCUGCCUAUAUUUAUAUCCUUAACAUUUUUGUGUUUGGUGUUCCCAGCAUCACCCUCAUUGUCCUGUCCUCAGAUGAAGGUGCCAGUGACUUCAGCCUUGGAAGACUCCUUGAAAAUGUCUUCAGUGCCAUGGUGAGCAGUCAGAGGUGGUGGAAUGUCAUUUCGGCCUUAGUCUGUAACAGGAAAGUGGGAGGCGAGCCAGUGCAUUGGAAUGGUACAUAAUUCCAAAGGGAGCAGCUGUCUCAGUUGAGUGGCAUUCAGUUUUAAGCAACUGUGCUUUCUAGUGUUUGUGUGUGUUUGUUAAAUAGUUAUAUAAACUUCAUAGCGUACUGAUCCUCUUCAGCCAAGAUAUCUUAGUUGUGAUGUGUGCCUAGAGCUACUGUUGCUGAUUUAGAGAAAACUUCUGCAAACUGGCUUCCUCCAGAUAUUUUAGACUACAGCUCCUUGUGGUGGCUGGGGCUGAUUGUAGUACAAAACAUCUGAAGGGCACCAGGUUGAUGAAGGCUGAUGCGGAAUAGCAAAAAAACCCACAAGCCCAGUCUGGUGUCUUAUAGGAAAUGGUCUAUUUCAGUAAGAUAUGGAAAAGGAAAGUUUGUCUCCCCUAAAAUCUUCCCAAGAACUCUCAUUUCCCAGCUGCUUACCUGUCCUACCUGCUAAGCCUUUUGUGCAGUUUGAUUGCUAAUUGUGCAUUAGUUAACCAUAGCACACCUUAACCACCCUUUCACAUUUGUAGAAAGAAUGGCAGAGAAUGCAAAUUUGGAACCUGGAGGGUGGGCACCACUUCCAGGGCACCCUUAGGUGUAGAGAGGAGACUUGCAGGGGGUUAUUUCUAGAUAAGCUAAUCUGAAGGCGUAACGUAUAUAUUUGAGGCCAGAGAAGUCAAGAGUUUUGGCUCCUAAAAUACACAGGUGUUCUGUUGCCACAUCUUGUGAUCCACUAGAGCACAUGCAUAUCAAGCUGUGUCUAGAAACCUGCUUGGCUUAUGCAGGAACUGGGUGCUGUCCUUCUCUGUGGCAAGGUGGUACAUACCCUCUUUGGCAGAAGGGAUAACCAGAGGAUCUUUUUCUAAGAAUCUUUAAGCAGGAGGAAUGACCAGAGGAUCUUUAGGAGGCAAUUGUGUGUUUUACUACAGGUGCUGGUGUUGGGCUUGGAGGAGCUGGUGAAUGCACGCAACAUUGAACGUCUCAAAAAAGACCUGAAGGUAAUGCCUGACCUGAGGACGGCUAGCGACUUGGAGGUUGCUGUAUCAAUUGUAACAACUAAAAAGCUCUUCCCUCCGAAUGAUGUUGAUGAAAAAUAAUUCAGAAUGGGUGGAACCAGUAGUGGAUUUUUUCAUGGAACAACUUGGUUCUUGUUCUGGUUGCAGAUUCCUGGGUUUAGCAUAUGCUCAAAGGCACCCUGCUUCUUCCCUCGUACCUACCGUAUUUUUCGCCCUAUGUUGUUGUUGUUUAGUCGUGUCCGACUCUUCGUGACCCCAUGGACCAGAGCACGCCAGGCACUCCUGUCUUCCACUGCCUCCCGCAGUUUGGUCAGACUCAUGUUUGUAGCUUCGAGAACACUGUCCAACCAUCUCAUCCUCUGUCGUCCCCUUCUCCUUGUGCCUUCCAUCUUUCCCAACAUCAGGGUCUUUGCCAGGGAAUCUUCUCUUCUCAUGAGGUGGCCAAAGUAUUGGAGCCUCCGCUUCAGGAUCUGUCCUUCCAGUGAGCAUUCAGGGCUAAUUUCCUUAAGAAUGGAUGCAUUUGAUCUUCUUGCAGUCCAUGGGACUCUCAAGAGUCUCCUCCAGCACCAUAAUUCAAAAGCAUCAAUUCUUCGGCGAUCAGCCUUCUUUAUGGUCCAGCUCUCACUUCCAUACAUCACUAUUUCGCCCUAUAGGACGCACUUUUUCCCCUCCAAAAAUGAAGGGGAAAUGUGUGUGCAUCCUAUGGGGCGAAUGCAGGCUUUCGCUGAAGCCUGGAGAGCGAGAGGCGUUGGUGUGCACCGAACCCUCUCACUUUCCAGGCUUCAGGAAGCUAUCCACAAGCCUUGGGAGCCCGGCGGGAACUCCCGCCGGGCUCCCAAGGCUUGUGGAUAGCAGCCUGCAGCCCGAAAUCCGGGGAGCGCACCUGAGCAGCGUGCCCCGGGCUUCGGACAGAUAUCCGCAAGCCUGGGGAGCCCGCGGGAGAUCCCACUGGGCUCCCCAGGCUUGCGGAUAGCAGCCUGUUCUAGGGGCUGGGGUCGGGGGAAGCUCGGGCUUCCCCCGCCCCAGCUCAGCGCCUGGGGGGGAAAAAAAUUCUUUAUUUCCCCCCAAAAAAACUAGGUGCGCCCUAUGGCCGGUGUGCCCUAUAGGGCAAAAAAUACGGUAAUCUGUCUUGCCCUGCCUCUAAUAGGUGGACCUAGUGAAAAACUAGGCAAAGCCUGAAUUCUUACCUGCAGAUUUCUUUUUCUUUCACACAUUACACAUUUAUCACUCAAAUAUUUUAAAAAUGGAUUUCAUUACCUAUUCCAUGUGUUUGGAAGUCACUUUUUAUCCCUGGUAGCUUAAAUAUUUAAUCUCCCUCCUCCUCCCCCAAUUUAGGCAUGUUACAAAUUGAUUGACAGUUUCCUGGAGCCUGGCAAAUGCAGUGCUGACCUGACCCAGUGUGUGGAAUGCACAGUGGUGCCCUCCAGGGCAAUACUGCAGGUGAGACUGGCUUGUUCUUGGGCUGAACGUUGGGGGUGAAGCUGCUCCUUCAGCUAUACUGGGCUGAGGCCGUUUAGGGCUUUAAAUGUCAGCACCGGCACUUUGAAUUGUGCUUGGAAGUGUACUGGGAGCCAAUGUAGGUCUUUCAGGACUGGUGUUAGAUGGUCUUGGAAGCCACUCCCAGUCACCAGUCUAGCUGUCGCAUUCUGGAUUAGUUGUAUAUAUCAGAGGCUGUAUGUCUCUCAAUAACAUUUACUGGGAAUCGCUCAUGGGAAGUGUGCUGUUGUGCACUUAAUGGGUUUCCCCUAGAUGAGAACAGGAUGCUGAAUCAGAUCAGAUGGAACUUUGGUCUAAUCUGUUGUGGCUGUUCUUUCAUUCUCUGUCUUGCUUUGCUCUUUCCCGAUUCAGGAGUGCCUGGAAGUCUUUGCCUCUGCAGCAGAGUCGCGGUUUGGCAGCCUGCUUGUGGGCGGACAGGUGCUCUGUGCAACAGAGCAGUGGUGGCAGCUGGCAGCCUCGGAGGCCAUGCUGCUGGUGUGGCUGGUGCGCUCGCUGCCCCCUCACACCUCCCGCGAUCUGCCCGUUUACCUUCCUCAUGGCAGCCCCACGGUGAGCUGGCUGGCGAUUCAGGGAGGGGCCAUUAGAGGAGUGUAGCUUUCUGAUUCUCCGUGUCCCUCACUCCCAACAGGUCCCCCACCGCUUCUUGACGCUCCAGCUCGUGCCUGGUUUGGAGGUGCUGCUGCUGUGUGGGCCUAAGCCCUCCUUACAGUUCUUGGCUGAUGAGGUGAGAGAGAGAGACCUUGGAAGUGAAGCAACUUGGACUCAUAGGAUCAUAGAACGGUAGAGUUGGGCGGGUCCACGAGGGUCAUCUAAUCCAACCCCCUGCAAUGCAGGGAUCUUUUGCCCAACAUGAGGCUCGAACCCACAACCCUGAGAUUAAGAGUGCCAUUAUAGCUCUACGGACUGUGCUACCCGUUUCCUGGCCAUUCCCUUUAGGCAAGAACGAGAAAUUCAGUUUUUUGCCCCUCCCCUUGCAAAGGGCAUUGGUUGCCAUCCUCAUCCUUUCACUUUUGCUGGUCUGCAUGGGGCAGCAUCUCCUGGUAUGCCCCACGGAGGACCUUACGGUCUGCAAAUAAUAACAUCUUGGAGGUCCCGGGCCUCAAGGAAAUUAGACUGGCCUUGUCAGCUAGCCAGCUGCACGCGUUGCUGCACUUAGCAGAGAAAACACUCCCGGCAGCCAGCCAUAAAUUCCUUUCUUUAUUUCCUUCUGACAAGAUUACAUGCAGAAUAAACAAAGCGAUCCGUCUCUCAUGACGCGUUGCUCUCACUAGUUUCUCUUUUCCCUCUCCCUCGAGAUCAGCCCCUUCCGUUUUCCCCUGUGACGUGGAUCCCCCUCUCUCUGAAGCACCCCUUCCUCCCCAGACUCACUAUCCUCUUCUCUGUCUUCUGAGGAGGACUCAGUACUGAGCAGUGGAGAUCGUUCCCUGUAUCCUCUAAUUCUUUCCUCCCUCGCUGCCUGCAGUUCUCUGACAGGCCUCAACCAGGGUCAAGGCCUUUUUGGCUGUGGCUCCGGCCGAGUGGAAUGCUCUGUCACACGACACCAGGACCCUGCGGGAUUUAACAUCUUUCUGCAGGGUCUGCAAGAUGGAGCUAUUCUGCCAGGCCUUUGGCUGGGGGCCAGUCUGACUCCCCCUCUCUCCUUAUAAGAACCUGCAUGAAAGUGGCCCCCCAACCUUUCUCACAGGCUCAUAUAAGAUCAGUAUAAACAGUUAGGCCUGGUGAGCAUUUAAGGCCCCCAUCCCUAUUUUGCAGGCUGCCAUCUGAUUGGAUUUCACUGUGAUUCUGAGUUGAUUUUGGGAUGUAUUUUAAUUGAUUGCUUGAUUUUAUGGUAAUGUGUCAUAUAUUUGAUGUUUUGGCUGGGGAGGGUGGGGUAUAAAUAAAUUAUUAUUAUUAUUAUUAUUAUUAUUACUAUUAUUCAAGGAAGAAGGGAGCCUUUGGGGUUUUCCUUGUUUAGGGCAUUCUCUCUAUCCCUCCAGAGAACUGGAACCGAGUGGCGCUACCAAGCCCUUUCUCUUUCUUCCUAUAGUUAGUGAAGCGAUUUUGGCAGCCGCUGCUGGAUCUUCUGAAGGCAAGUGCCAGAGCCCCUCCUCGGUGCCUGCCUCCUGGCAUCGCUCUUGCCCCUGGGAUCCUGGGGUGAGUCUUCUGGGAGAAAAGAGCGCUUUGAGGAUCUGAACCCCUGUAGGGGCUGGCUUCAUGUUUGUUCCACCCUUUUGAAAAUUAUACUGCCAGUCUUGCCAGCAUUCCCCCUCCCCCCCGGCCUCCAGUAUAACCAGCUGCUGUUCACAAUCUCGUCUCCUACAGGCUGUUGCUGAUCAACCAAGAUCAGAGGAAAAGCCUCUUCACCGUGCAGCCUCAGGGCACUUCAGCUGAAGGUAUGGCGCAAGCUGCAUUGUGCUGGAGAAGGCCAGAGAGAGCCCAGCCCUUUCUCUCUCAACAGAGCAUUUAAAUAUGUAUCUUUCCGCACUUUUACAGGAUCUGAGAUGCCCCUGAAAAAUCGCCUCUCUGCCCUCCGCUCCUUCUAUUCCCUCACUGUCUCCUUGUACUUCCCCUGUGAGAAGUUCGAAGAGAGUGCAGGUGAGUUCUUGAUUCUUUAUCCCUUUCGUCCUGUGAAUCAGAAAGUUCUUCUGUGACAUCUCAAGUUGUGGCAAGUAUUUGCAUGUUGGAACAUUUUAUUAUUAUGCAAAAUUCAGGUUCUUGUGACAGGUGGAACUUCCUGGUGACUCAGCGAGGCAGUGGCCAUAGGGACCUUUUCUAAGUAAAUUUUUUUUACUGUAACUUCAAAGGCUUAAAGAUAGUUCCCCUCCUUUUUUUCCAUAACCAAAGCCAACAUUCCCUGGUGGCAGAUUGCAUAUGCACAGCCUGGGAGUCAUUUUGGACUCACAGCUGUCCAUGAAGGUGCAGGUCAGUUCUGUGUCCAGGGCAGCUGUCUACCAGCUCCAUUUGGUACGCAGGCUGAGACCCUAUCUGCCCGCAGACUGUCUCGCCAGAGUGGUGCAUGCUCUAGUUAUCUCCCGCUUGGACUACUGCAAUGUGCUCUAUGUGGGGCUACCUUUGAAGGUGACCAGGAAGCUACAACUAAUCCAGAAUGCGGCAGCUAGACUGGUGACUGGGAGUGGUCGCCUAGACCACAGAACACCGGUCUUGAAAGACCAACAUUGGCUCCCAGUAUGUUUCCGGGCACAAUCCAGUGUGUUGGUGCUGACCUUUAAAGCCCUAAACAGCCUUGGCCCAGUAUACCUGAAGGAGCGUCUCCACCCCCAUCUUUCAGCCCGGACACUGAGGUCCAGCGCCAAGGGCCUUCUGGUGGUUCCCUCAUUACGAGAAGUGAAGUUUGCAGGCAACCAGGCAGAGGGCCUUCUCGGUAGUGGUGCCCACCCUGUGGAACGCCCUCCUGUCAGAUGUCAAGGAAAUAAACAACUACCUUAUUUUCAGAAGACAUCUGAAGGCAGCCCUGUUUAGGGAAGUUUUUAAUGUUUGGUGUUUUGUCGUGUUUUUAAUAUUCUGUUGGGAACCGCCCAGAGUGGCUGGGGAAACCCAGCCAGAUGGGCGGGGUAUAAAUAAUAAAUUAUUAUUUAAAAUUGCUAUUCUGCAUGUGGGGCCAAACUUGCCCUCCAGCCUCUGUUAUAUCCUGUGGAGCUUGAUAUUCGUUGUCCUUUCCUCAGUCCCUCUGCAGGAGGAGUUCCAGGCUGGCUUCUCCCACCGUCCUCAGCACUGUUACCUGGUCUACUCUACGUACAAGGCCUAUGCCAUCCAUGGGAAGCGGCACCAGCUGUUCCUGAUUGUGAAGCCAGAUGUGCCUACCUUUGCUCUGCGGUCUCUGGCAACCAGCACCCUCCAGACCCUCACAGCUGAGGACUCGGCCUUCUGAGGGGAUGUUCCCUACCGGACUCCCAAGAUGAGAUGUGGGCACUGAGACAGAGCCCUUAGACCUCCCAUGCAAGCUCUGAUUACCCUGCAUUGGACCAGCCUGGAUUUGUGGGGGGGGGGGGAGCAGGAGAGAUUCUACAGACUAGAGUUAAUCCACUCACUCCUUGCUCUUUAUGGAAGUGAGAGGUCGCUGGGCUAGCAAUGGCGAUGAGUACCAGUUUAGGUCUUGCAUAUCUGUUCCUUACUCUUGGGAGGAAAAAAUGGAAAGCCACCAUUGUCUAGACAUGUUUGUAUUAAGGCAUCAGUGUAGCUGGCGGAGCUGGCAGGAAGAGCGAUAUUAGGGGCAGCCAAGUAAAUUCUAGUUUUGUCUCCCAUUCUCCUCACUGAGUUCCACAAGGGCAACAGUGAAACUGAGGAGGAAGCUGAUAGCAAAUACUUCGCCCUGGAAUGGUUGACGUAAGAAGGCAGACAGGUGGGGUAGUGCCCUAAUAAACCAGUCUCUGCUGGAAGGCAUAUCAGUUCAAAUGCUGCAUCCAUAAAAUUUGUUUGUACCUGAUUCUGGGGAGAGUUGAGAUUGAUUUUUUUGAGCUUAACCUGUGGCAGAGGUAGGGUGCUGAAAUGGUGCUUUCUAUCCAAUUAAGUACACCUCAGGACAGCCAUUAUGUCUGGUCUGUCGCAUGCUGAGUAUUACAGCACCAUGGGAUAUUCGAUAAUGACUGAAAUUGGUGUUGCCAGCUUUCAGUGUGGUAUUUAUAGCACUGUGCUUUUGCUGCUGCUGUAAUUUCUUUGCUUCUAUUUAUUUCCCAUACUUUUCCUUCCUGAUUUCACCCUUUCCGGUAGGAAUAGCUCUUUCCUUCUGCAGCAGUGCAGCAUCUUUGAUACUCUCUCUCUAUGAGUUGAUGUCCUACAGUGGCCAUGGCUGAACUGGAAAUCCCCAAAUCUUGCCUGUCAUUAAGCAAGUACUGAUUCCUUGGCCUCAAUCACCAUAACUGCUUGAUCUCUAUUACAAGUCUACUGUGUGUAUUAGUGAAAUGAUGGCUAUGAGGCACUUUGAACACUGUAAAAGCAGAGCAGGCUAAUCUGUGCUUCUCCAGAUCUUGGACAUCAGCUCCAGGUAAAUAAUCAGGGAUGGUGGGAAUUGGAGUCAAACAUUUGCCUCUAAAGUACAGUGGUGCCUCGCAAGACGGAAAACCCGCUAGACGAAAGGGUUUUCCGUUUUGGAGGUGCUUCGCAAAACGAAUUUCCUAUGGGCUUGCUUCGCAAGACGAAAAUGUCUUGCGAGUUCCUGCGGGGGUUUUUUCCUUUCCCCUUUUUCCCAAGCCGCUAAGCCGCUUAUCAGCUGAUCCGCUAAGCCGCUUAUCAGCUGAUCCGCUAAGCCACUAAGCCGCUUAUCAGCUGAUCCGCUAAGCCGCUUAUCAGCUGAUCCGCUAAGCCCACUAAUAGCGCUAAUCCGCUAAACCGCUAAUGGGCUUGCUUUGCAAGACGAAAAAACCGCAAGACGAAGAGACUCGCGGAACGGAUUCUUUUCGUCUUGCGAGGCACCACUGUAAUACAUAAAUAUUAAAUUCCAGGCAGGGCUUCAUUGAUCAGGCUGUUAAUGAGCCACCUUGCAAUAUAAUUUGGGUUUGUAAGAAGACUAGGCUCCUUGUUUUUUCUUAGGUCAUUAAGAAGGCACUCUGAAAAUCUAUGAAUUGAGCCACACAAAUUUGUGUUACUUUGGUAAGUAGGUAGUUAAGAUAGAGACAGACAGCUCUAGUGGAAAAAUGUAUCUUGGGAACAGAGCUGUCUAGCUGGCAUCCACUGAUCUGCAUUUGUCACUUAUAUGGCCCAUAAAAAUGCUGCCUUUAAGCUGUAAUUUCUUGGAAUUCAGUUGUGGGUAACAACAUGGUGGCUGAAAUUCAGAGGAGUUGAAUUUCAAGGAUGCUUGCUGGGGAAAAGCUCUGUGUCCGAUCCAGAUGGUUUGUAUGCAUUUUUAAUUUAGUAGAAGCAUAAUUAAAUUAGUAUUUUGCUCAGG